AAAGAGUUUUUAGUUAUUGAUUAUGGCGUCUGCUUUCGACUCAUUCACUGCCGAUGGAGACGAAUCUACCAACAACAUCCAAAGUGAUCAAAUUUCACCCAAUUCCCAUCCUUUUGACUAUAAUGGAAACACGGGUUACGACUCCUCAUUCCCUGCCCCCACCUCUCAGGAUGACAUGUUUGCUGUCCAACCUCCACCCCCUAUUGCUGAUCCUCCUGUCAAUAUUAUGUCACCCAAUAACUUAAACGAUAACGAUCAACCUUAUUCUGAGGAGGGAUAUGGGUUCAAGUUGUCUGCAUCGAAUCAGGAGUUCUCCUCGCCUUUUGAGACUAUGGGGACGCCUGAAACUGAUGGAAAUAUAAACGGGUAUGGAGAGGAUGGUGGUGGCAUUUUUGCUUCCGAUGGACCUCUUCUACCCGAUCCUGGUCAGAUGCGGGAGGAAGGCUUCCAACGACGUGAGUGGCGCCGUCAAAAUGCUCUCCAUCUUGAGGAAAAAGAGAACAGAGAAAAGGAGAUGCGAAAUCAAAUUAUCAAUGAAGCUGAAGAAUAUAAAAAGGAGUUUUAUGAGAAAAGACGACUUAAUUCUGAAACUAACAAGGCUCACAACAGAGAAAGGGAGAAGUUGUACUUGUCUAACCAAGAAAAAUUCCAUAAAGAAGCGUACAAACAUUAUUGGAAAGCCAUUGCUGAGUUCAUUCCUCGAGAGGUGCCAAACAUUGAAAAGAGAAAUCGAAAAGAUCCUGACAGAAAACCUUCCAUUAUGGUAAUUCAAGGUCCAAAGCCUGGAAAACCCAUUGAUCUUUCAAGGAUGAGGCAAAUUUUUGCAAAGCUUAAACAGAAUCCUCCAGCUCAUAUGAUGCCUCCCCCACCUACCAAAGAUAGUAAGGAUGCAAAGGAUGGGAAAGAUGGUAAGGAUGAAAAGGGUGGAAAAGACACCAAGAAUGAAAAAGAUGGCAAGGAUACAAACGAAAAGAAAGAUAGCAAAGAUGCAAAAGGAAGAGAAGAUGGAAAGGAUGCAAACGAAGGGGAAAAUGGCAAGAAUGAGAAAAAUUCUGCAACAGUAGCUGCAGUUGAUAUCAACAACCAAUCUCCACCCGUUAAAGAUGCUGCUACCAAUGCUGCACCUGACUCAUCUAAAAUAGAGACCCCUAUUGUUGUUGAGGGUGAGCAAAUUGGUGCAAUUAAAUCAACAACGAAAGAAUGAUGGCAGACUAUGCUUCUUAUUAUUAAUUUUUGGUCAUUCCUAUGGAUGCAUUGCUUAACCAUUUUGCAAAAGAUCAAUGCAGCUUGGUUGGAUCUUACUUUGUCUAACCUAAGUGGUUGCAAUUGACAAAAUUUCUCUUAACUAGAGCUUUUUGCCAAAUUUGUGUUUAAAAAUUUCUUUACAUGUGGUUUGAGAAUUAUAUACCAAACCAGGGUAAAUCUUUUUUAUAAAGGUUGUGGAAUGGUUUUGUGUCACAUGUAGAGAUUGCA
Manihot esculenta (cassava) is the source of this 1473-nucleotide messenger RNA. Its product is annotated as clathrin light chain 1. Bases 23 to 1204 code for a protein of 393 amino acids. Gene Ontology annotation, cellular component: clathrin coat of coated pit; plasma membrane; clathrin coat of trans-Golgi network vesicle. The transcript has 3 exons. The record is from RefSeq and is a predicted model, not a curated record. NCBI's taxonomy places the organism in Eukaryota, Viridiplantae, Streptophyta, Magnoliopsida, Malpighiales, Euphorbiaceae. Gene Ontology annotation, biological process: intracellular protein transport; clathrin-dependent endocytosis; clathrin coat assembly. Gene Ontology annotation, molecular function: clathrin heavy chain binding; structural molecule activity.